UCUGCAGCAACAAAUCGGCUCCGGUCCUGAGACAAUCUGCUACAUUUCUGCGGGGGGUCAUGGAGGUGUCGUCUCACAGCCUCUUCCUGCUGCAGCAGCUCAACGUUCAGAGAGAGUUUGGCUUCCUGUGCGACUGCACUGUUGCCAUCGGCAACGUCUACUUCAAAGCUCAUCGCGCAGUGCUGGCUGCCUUCUCCAACUACUUCAAAAUGAUCUUCAUCCAUCAGUCCAGUGAGUGCAUAAAGAUCCAGCCCACAGACAUCCAGCCGGACGUCUUCAGCUACCUGCUGCACAUCAUGUACACUGGCCUGUGUCCCAAACAGCCGGUGGACCAGAGCCGGCUACAGGACGGCAUCAAGUUCCUCCAUGCCUACCAGCUGUGCCGCAAACCGGAUGAGGGCGCCGCCGACGCAACCACCGACGUGGUCCGCAUGUCCAACCUCUACGGCAUCCAGAUCUCCUCUCAGCUGGCCAACAAGGAGGGGCCUGGUGUCCCCAAGACCACCACCAUGUCCCGCGGCGCCCCCGAGGAUGGGCGCUCCUCCGGCCGGGGGGGGCGGUCCCACUCGCAGCUGUCCCUCACCGUCGGACUGGAGGGGGUCCCAUCAGACUGUCAGGCCUCAGCGCUGCGCAAUGUCUGCUCUGUGGCGUCCGGAGACGACUCGGACAUCUCGGCUCGCAUCAAGCAGGAGCGGGUGGAGGAGGAGGAGGGGGAGGACGGUGAGGGGGAGGAGUGUCCGGGGGCGGGGUCUCUGUCUCCAGCGCAGGGCAGCAGUCCCAGUCAGAGUCUCCUCUUUAAAGACCGCCCACUGGUCCUGCUGUGUCCCCGCUGCGGGGAGCGCUGCUCCUCCCCUGAGGGCCUGCGGGAGCACCUGUUCAGCCAUGCCCUUGACCCCUCCCGCCUGAUGGACAGCAGAGAGCUGCACGCCGGCACGGAGGAGGGGCCACCUGGCAGCCAGGAGCAGCUGGACGCAGGAUGUCUGGAGGAGGCGCUGCGGCAGAGCCAGGUGCUGGCCAAUCAACUGGCCGCUGAGCUGAGGCGGAGUCGGGGCGGAGGAGGAGGAGGAGGGGGGAGCAGCCCCGCCCCCGCCGUCUUACACUCGCGUAAACGUAAGAUUGCCUGCGCCGUCUGCAGCCUGCGCUUCUCCCACAAGAGCCAGCUGCAGGAGCACAUGUACACCCACACCGGCAAACCGUCCCGCUACCACCGCUACAACCGCCUCUGCAGCCAGCUCUUCCAGGCCUCCGCCCACUUCUGUGAGGGCGCCGCAGAAGCCGGCGGAGGGGGUGGGGCCUCAGCCGGCACCGCUGCUGCACUCUCUGAAGAGGCCAACAGGGACACUCAAGACAACGGCAGCUCCUGCUACUCUCUGGACUCUGAGAUCUCCCAGGAAAGUGUGGAUGGCGUGCCUGUGGAGUGAUGUCAUGAACUGAUGUCACAGAGAGAUGUUUUACCACAAGGUGGCAUGACUGACACACAGGUGG
This is a messenger RNA of Seriola dumerili (greater amberjack), 1485 nucleotides long. RefSeq names its product zinc finger and BTB domain containing 25 (gene zbtb25). Gene Ontology annotation, cellular component: nucleus. The coding region runs from base 60 to 1421 and encodes 453 amino acids. NCBI's taxonomy places the organism in Eukaryota, Metazoa, Chordata, Actinopteri, Carangiformes, Carangidae. Gene Ontology annotation, molecular function: RNA polymerase II cis-regulatory region sequence-specific DNA binding; protein binding; DNA-binding transcription factor activity, RNA polymerase II-specific. The record is from RefSeq and is a predicted model, not a curated record. Gene Ontology annotation, biological process: regulation of transcription by RNA polymerase II. The transcript is spliced from 3 exons.